UGUCUAUAUGCGAUAAGACAAACCCCUACCGAGCCCCCUAAACAAAUGCUUUCUCCCCGUCGUUGUCGAGAAAAAUAUGAUACGCUUGUUGAUAUAAUAGAACGCAGCAAUUUACUACUUUCUGUGCCAACUCUCACUCUCAUUCGGAGCUUUAGAUGCACCUCCGAGUUACGGCUUCAAUAACAUCUAUUGGUGAUCAAUUUGAUUUCAGUGAAACAUAUUUUGUAGAUGUGUUUUUAGAUAUCUACAGAAAUGGGGGUAGAGAGUGUGGAGGAAAAACUGGAAGAACAGGAGCCUAUGGCACCAACAGCUUCCAUGGAAACGGUGUCCGUCGUCCGAAAAAUCAAGGUGGUUUCCACUUUACUGUUGGUGGGGGCUUUACUGUUUAACAUUUUGUCCAUCGCCACCACUUCGUGGAUGAAGUCAAAUGGCCGCCAGGAGGGGCUGUGGGCGAACUGUGUCUCCCCGACCGGGGAUAUUUACAAGUACGAGUGUACCGGAAAUGAAUCCAGGGGUUGGUUAGAUGCCUGUCGGAUUCUGGUCUGUAUCGCCUUCGUGAUGACCUUCAUCGGUCUCGCCAUGACUACAUAUGGAAUACAGAGUAUUAACUUUGGAAUGAAGUAUAAAUACUAUAACAUCGCCAUAGUUCUGCUAUUUUUAGCUGUAAUCCCUGAAUUAAUUGCGGUGAUUAUUUUUCCUGUAAAAUUCAAUGAGGAACUGAAUGGUGCAGGGUGGGUGGUCGGCUGGUCUUAUAUAAUGGCUGUCUUGUCGGCCGUUUUAGUCCUCAUAGCCGCCAUACUUCUUUGUGUUGAUCGGGGUGCAGACGAGGCGUUGAUUCGCGAAAAGACCUGUUACUAUAACGACGAAUCUAUAGAAGAAACCUUGGAAUGAUCUUUCCAG
This is a messenger RNA of Saccostrea cuccullata (small rock oyster), 900 nucleotides long. Its product is annotated as peripheral myelin protein 22-like. The transcript has 4 exons. The record is from RefSeq and is a predicted model, not a curated record. The coding region runs from base 253 to 891 and encodes 212 amino acids. Gene Ontology annotation, cellular component: membrane; cell-cell junction. Lineage: Eukaryota; Metazoa; Mollusca; Bivalvia; Ostreida; Ostreidae. Gene Ontology annotation, biological process: cell-cell adhesion.